Periophthalmus magnuspinnatus is the source of this 3135-nucleotide messenger RNA. RefSeq names its product methyltransferase 14, N6-adenosine-methyltransferase subun (gene mettl14). Gene Ontology annotation, molecular function: mRNA binding. Lineage: Eukaryota; Metazoa; Chordata; Actinopteri; Gobiiformes; Gobiidae. The coding region runs from base 298 to 1668 and encodes 456 amino acids. Gene Ontology annotation, cellular component: nucleus; RNA N6-methyladenosine methyltransferase complex. The transcript is spliced from 11 exons. The record is from RefSeq and is a predicted model, not a curated record.
AUCUGUAAGCGCCGAAUCUUACAAAUUGAGGCGCUUCAAAAUGGACACGGCGUUGCUUUUUUUGUAUUUUAAGAACUAAUGAAAGGACAUGUGCAUGGACUGUUCAAAGCGCUCUGUGAUCUGGAUGUCCCCGCACACAUAUCAAGCGCACCCAUGCUACUCUUUUUGCGGUAAACAUCGGUUUUCAGUGUGACUACAGCGUCUGCAUCUGUCCUUUAGCUCAGGCGCUGUUGGAUGCGGACUUGAUCGCGAGAAGGAAACGUGCCUUACGUUGUUUUGUGUUAAAUAGAAGCAAAUAUGAACAGUCGACUACAAGAAAUCCGGGAAAAGCAGAAGCUUAGGCGGUCUCUUUUAGCACAACAGCUUGGUGCAAAAAGUGCAGACACAAUUGGAGAUGUACUGAAUAGCAAAGAUGAACAAAAGGAGAUAGAGGAGACAAGAGAAACAUGCAGGGCUUCAUUUGACAGUUCAACUGUCUCGUCAAAGAGGAAGACACUGACUGAGGGUGAUGACACAGAGGAAGAUGUGGAAGAGCACAAAGAAGAAAUGGAGAUGCAGCAACCCGACGAGACCAACCCAUAUGAGGAAGUGUACAAGGACUCUAGUACUUUUCUUAAGGGAACUCAAAGCUUAAACCCUCACAACGACUACUGUCAGCACUUUGUAGACACAGGACACAGGCCACAAAACUUUAUCAGGGAUGUAGGAUUGGCAGAUCGCUUUGAAGAGUACCCGAAACUGAGAGAGCUGAUUCGACUUAAAGAUGAGCUGAUUUCAACUACCAACACGCCUCCAAUGUACCUCCAGGCUGACCCAGAGACCUUUGAUUUGCAAGAUUUGAAAUGCAAAUUUGAUGUCAUCUUGCUGGAACCUCCAUUAGAAGAAUACUACAGGGAAUCUGGCAUCAGCCAUACUGAGCGUUUCUGGACAUGGGAUGAUAUUAUGAAGUUGGAGAUAGAAGAGAUAUCAGCUCUUCGCUCCUUUGUCUUUCUUUGGUGUGGGUCUGGGGAAGGAUUAGAUCUUGGUCGAAUGUGUUUGAGAAAAUGGGGAUUUAGACGAUGUGAAGAUAUUUGUUGGAUAAAGACAAACAAAAACAAUCCAGGCAAGACAAAGGCAUUGGACCCCAAAGCAGUGUUCCAAAGGACAAAAGAACACUGCCUUAUGGGAAUCAAAGGCACAGUUCGUCGGAGCACCGACGGGGAUUUCAUCCAUGCCAAUGUUGACAUUGACUUGAUCAUCACAGAGGAGCCUGAAAUGGGCAACGUUGAGAAACCAGUUGAGAUAUUUCAUAUCAUUGAGCAUUUCUGUUUGGGACGUAGAAGAUUACACUUGUUUGGAAGAGACUCUACUAUAAGACCAGGGUGGUUGACAGUGGGCCCCACUCUCACAAACAGUAACUUCAAUCCAGAGGCUUAUGCAUCUUACUUUGCUUUGCCCAACUCCAACCUUUCAGGUUGUACUGAGGAAAUUGAACGUCUGCGACCCAAAUCUCCUCCAGCUAAACUCAAGUCAGACCGCGGUGGAGGGGCCCCUAGAGGAGGUCGUGGUGGACCAAACACUGGAAGAGGUGGAGAUAGAGGAAGAGAAAGAAACCGUCCAAAUUUUCGUGGCGAUAGAGGAGGGUUCAGAGGCAGAGGAGGCCCACACAGGGGAUUUCCACCACGUUAGUUUCACCAGAACAUCACCACAAAAAAUGUCUUUUUUACAUAUACUAUGUAAGUCUGAUACUGGGGACAAAUUGUAAAUAUCAACCAUUUUACAAAUAAAAUGUAGUCAAAGGUGUAGAGACACUGCCAUUCCAGUUGUAACUCACUGCCAUAGCUAUUGGGCUCGUUCUGAAAGAGACUAGUAGUGUUUCUUUUUUUUAGUUCAUUUUUGCAAUAAAUACGUUUUGUAUUUCAUCGUGUACAUACAAUAAAUGCCAUUCCCAAUUUAUAUUUGUUAAGCAAUGUUUUGUAUUCAAAAGAAUGUAGAAUUAAAUUAGAUGUUCUUAUUUUCAGGCAUUCUUGUUUUUCAGGGGUUUUUAGUAGUGUCUUGAUUUAAAUCUCUGAAACUGGUUGGCCAUAUCUGUUCAUGUGUUUCCUGCAUGAAUGCAAUGUAUGUCUUGAGGUGGCUUAUCACACAAAGAAUGUCACACACCUGAAAUAUGCACACACCUACAUUUUAUGUUUGGGGCGUUCUUGUUUUUUCUGAUGCUGAUGGAAUCUUUGUCCCCCUUUAUAUUUGUGUUAUUAAUACAUAAAAACCCAGCUGUGUUUUAUGUCAUACACCAGUAACAUUUUCUUGGAUAACUGUAUUUUUCUUUUAAAAAUUUGAAAACUUGUACAGUACAAAAUGAGAUAGAUAAGAUAUUGAGGCUUGUGCUUUGGUACAGAAUGUGUUAAGUCUACAGUUGUCUUGAGUUGCACUGCUCACUACUGAGGUUAAGCCUCGACCUCAUGUACCUGACAAGAGCAUACCCCUUUACCCCAUUUUCUCUCCCUGAGACUAAUCACAAAUUGCCAUAAAGUUUAAUCCUAAAUUUAUUUGAUAUUUUUGACUAGUUGAUGGCGGAUGACAAACAUGUUCCUCCCACACCUGGCCUUUGCACAUAGGGGUAUACAACGAAGCUGUUAUGGCAUAGCCAAGAUUUGAGCUAUCUUGUAUCUUAUAUAUCUCUGAACCUCAGCUCAGAAAUAACGGGUUCACAAAUCAAGUUUGCAGCAGAAUUUGUAAAGCCAAAGUUUGAGCUUCAGUCUUCACACUCACAGGGGGUGCGUGGUGUUUGCUGCAUCAUUUUACCACUUUUAUGCACCGAAUAGGCCAUCUGCAGAACAGCUGAUUAUAAGAUAUUCAAGUAUAAAAGCAACUAUAACCACACAAACAUGUCUGUACAUUAGAUUUAAAUGAGCAAUAAUCUGCUAGAUAUGAAUCAGUACGUUCCAAAUUUGAACAGGUUUAAGUAAUUGUAGCCUAAAAUAAACUGGGAAUGGCAACACACAGAUCACUUCUUCAUGAAACCGUUUGUUAUGUAGGUCUUUGUACUUUACUUAAGUACAUUUCACAGUGGAUACUUUAUACUUUUGAGAGUAGUAUCUGUACUUUCUACUCCACUACAUUUUUAAACAGGGCUGAAAAGUAAAAAGUAUUUGUCAC